Messenger RNA from Trachymyrmex cornetzi, 3395 nucleotides. It is a transcript of the gene Madm, whose product is annotated as MLF1-adaptor molecule. Gene Ontology annotation, molecular function: protein kinase activity; ATP binding. Gene Ontology annotation, biological process: protein phosphorylation. Bases 184 to 1998 code for a protein of 604 amino acids. The record is from RefSeq and is a predicted model, not a curated record. The transcript has 11 exons. NCBI's taxonomy places the organism in Eukaryota, Metazoa, Arthropoda, Insecta, Hymenoptera, Formicidae.
CGCUGCCGCCGCCGCUGCUCUUCGUGUGCAUCCUACGAGCUCAUCCUACGAGCCAGUACAUCGCCGGUCGUUGUCGCGGCAAGUCGCCCGAUGCGAGACUAGAAGAGUACACCGCACUGGAGAUCGUCACCGAUGAGUUUGGCCUGCUGUUCGCUGCUGCCUCUCUAAUCGCAAGCGUGUGUGAUGCCCGGGAGCCGCUCCAGCACGGACCCAGAGCACAAGUCACCGCGGGAAAGUGGUGAAGACUCGGAGGAUGAGAGCGAGAUCCUGGAAGAGAGCCCGUGCGGGCGGUGGCUUAAGCGCCGGGAAGAGGUAUAUGUAGGUUCCAAAUCAACGUUAGCUGAGGGUUCUAGCUUCGGAUCUACACGAGGAACAGAAAACGAAGUUACUGAUACAAUGGAAGUGGAACAAAGAGAUGUUCCAGGAAUUGACUGUGCCUAUUUGGCGAUGGAUACAGAAGAAGGUGUUGAAGUGGUAUGGAAUGAAGUGCAAUUUUCGGAAAGGAAAAACUUCAAGGCCCAGGAAGAAAAGAUACAACUUGUUUUUGAGAACCUCACGCAAUUGGAGCACCCUAACAUUGUUAAAUUUCAUAGGUAUUGGACAGAUACCCAUAAUGACAAACCCCGAGUUAUAUUUAUAACGGAAUAUAUGUCAUCUGGGUCCCUGAAACAGUUCCUAAAACGAACGAAACGUAAUGUAAAAAGGUUGCCGCUACAAGCGUGGAAACGGUGGUGUACGCAAAUACUUUCUGCACUCAGUUAUUUGCAUUCCUGUUCACCUCCUAUUAUACAUGGGAAUCUUACCUGUGACACUAUAUUUAUCCAACAUAAUGGACUUGUAAAAAUUGGUUCAGUAGCCCCAGACGCAAUUCAUCAUCACAUCAAGACUUGUAGAACAAACAUGAAAAAUAUGCAUUUUGUUGCCCCAGAAUAUGGAAAUUCCGUCACACCUGCCAUUGAUAUUUAUUCGUUCGGGAUGUGUGCUUUGGAGAUGGCUGCGUUGGAAAUUCAGGGAAAUGGUGAUACGGGUACAAUUGUUACCGAAGAAAACAUCCAGAAGACAAUAGAAUCUUUAGAUGAUGUUCAACAAAAAGAUUUUAUUCGUAAAUGUCUUCAGGUGGACCCACUUAGUAGACCGAGUGCGAGAGAAUUGCUAUUUCAUCCCGUUCUGUUCGAAGUACAUUCUCUCAAGCUGCUUGCAGCACACGCCUUGGUCAACUCAGCUACUAACAUUUCGGAAACAAUCACAGACGAAGUGUUACAAAGGCUAUAUGGACCAGAUACUGUAGUUGCCGAAAUAAAGUAUCAAGGAAUACCUCCGCAACAAAUUCGUUUAAGUGAUAUUCCUGUUACGGAGAAAUUAGAAAAAUUUGUUGAAGAUGUAAAGUACGGAAUAUAUCCAUUGACUGCAUUUAUGGCGAAAUUACCUCCGCCUGUCCGACCGAGGGCGAUAUCGCCCGAAGUGACAGAAUCGGUUAAAUCGGUUACACCCGAGCCCGUGGACGUGGAGUCUCGAAGAGUAGUUAAUAUGAUGUGUAAUGUUAAGCCUAGAGAAGAUAGUAGUGAAUUACUUAUGACAAUAUUGUUGCGAAUGGAUGACAAAAUGAAUAGGCAAUUGACGUGUCCUGUGAGCCAAAUGGACACCUCAAUGCUUCUCGCACAGGAACUUGUACAUUUUGGAUUUAUUAAUGAGAACGAUCGUGAUAAAAUAGCCAAUUUAAUUGAAGAGGCAUUGAGGAGAUACUUCAACAAGCAAAUAGUGACGCCAGGAAUGGUAUCAUUAACUAAUCUUCCUACUCAAACUACUUUAUUGCUGCCUGGUUCGGAAUUUCCAUGUCUGCAACAUUUUGACAAUUCCGUGUGCAACGCCACAACAUCCAAUAGUGAUAAUGCAACUAACCUGCUGCCAAAAACCUCAGGUAUACCUGUGUCAAGUAACAAAACGAGUAAACUUCAUGAUGAUGCAGAACCGCCGACAAUCAGCGAGAGCGGUAGUUAACCAUCCAGGACGUCUGAUAACUCAGUUCACUGUGCCACUUUGCACGCUUUAUGUAUAGACUGGCUAUGUAUUUUUAUAUUUAAGUAAACAGAAUGAAGAGGAAUGGAAGUAAAAAUGGGAGGGUGCCGUGGCUACACCUCUAAGCUGAAUAUGACUGCAAAUUAGGAACUGCUUAGUAUAUUUACUUUCGUAUUUAGGCUCUUGAAGUAAUACUUCCGUUGUCAAAUUUCGUUGAUCCUCUAUAUUCUAUAGUUUUUACGUUAUACAGGUCUCACCUGUUAUAUCGUUAUAUAGGUAUGCGACAAAGAAUGUAUAAAUCUAAUGUAAAAAGACCAAAUACUUGUGAUUGUAUAAUUAAGAGGAUAAUUAGAGGUCUGCUGGAUAUUGAUUCAUAUUUAUACGAAGCUACGUACGAUUUGAUACUUACCUGUCGUAAUCUACCUAUCGGGAUACAGUUACGAAAGUUCGUUAUGAAUCAUGUUUCUCAUAACAUCUCUUAGAAUUACAAAACAUGAAAAUUAAUACGCCGAAAUUGUAUAUCAUGCUUUUCAUCAUGACAACGUAUACCAUAAAAUUUAUUUUGUGCGUGCAAAUCGACAAAAAUUAAUUCGAUUAUCCGUAAGAAAAAAAAAACUAUCUCUUCAUUGUACAGCUAUUAUAAAAUCCAUUAAUAUUUAAAUAUUGUAUGGAUUCUUAAUUUUUUCUUUCGGACAAAACUUUCUAUCUAUUAACACAUUUAUUAUUUUUGUCAAAAUACUCAGUCUAUUGUAAAGUCUGUCAAAAAAAGUGAGCGAAUAUAAAUAUUCGCGAGAGAAAGUACAGUAGCGUGCUUGUUCAUUUUACUUUUAGUUCUGUAGGCAAGAUUGUAAGAGAUGUAAUAAUGGCUCAAUAGCGUAAUUUGGUAGUAAUCGGAUAAAGCCACGGCCCUGCUCUAUACUUGGGUAUUAUUGAUGUGAUUAAACCAAGAUUAAAUCUCGAUAAAAUUAGCCGAAAAUCCUUGUAAAUAUUUUAUAUUUUUAAGAAAAAUCUGUUGAACACAGAAAACUAGUCAUAUAGGUAUAUUCAAGUGCUAACAGACUAACACAGAUCUUAUUACGUCUUUUGCAUUUAUAACACGUGCUUGGCCAAGAGAAAUACCGCUCCAAUUUCAUACCUCGGUCGAAUCAAUUUCAGUGAAGCAUUUCUCAUUAAGUAAACGACUAACUCUACUAGAGGUACCUAUUACCUACAACAUAAACUUCGAUCUUAAGUAUGUAAGUAGAUUAUCAAACUAAAUUGAAUGUGUAUAGCUUUAUAAUACAAAUUAUAAACGACGAAAAAAAGCGCGACGACUGACUCGUGGAUAUUAUGAAAGGGCUGUACGAUGACAGUGAUAAAUAAAUACUUUAACUCGGAAA